Molecule: messenger RNA, 2966 nt
Organism: Rhagoletis pomonella (apple maggot)
Lineage: Eukaryota; Metazoa; Arthropoda; Insecta; Diptera; Tephritidae
Product: SH3 domain-binding protein 5-like
Exons: 9
Coding region: 589-2418 (609 amino acids)
Biological process (GO): intracellular signal transduction; negative regulation of protein tyrosine kinase activity
Cellular component (GO): cytoplasm
Molecular function (GO): protein kinase inhibitor activity
Source: RefSeq, a predicted model, not a curated record
CACAGCUACGAAUACUUUUAAAAACGGUCAACAACUUUAAGGUAACACUCAUCGUUGGUAGUGUGUGGUGAAAAUCCGUCGCGAGCGGCAGACAAUGUCAAGACAAGACGAGCGAACUAGCCAAGCAAGUCAAUCAGCCAACCAGCAACCAGAGCAGUGAAAAUGAAAUUGCAAAAUUCGGUGAAAAAUCAAAAUGAAGCAAAAAAUAAAUAGAGCAAGUGUUUGGAAAACGGAGAAAAAUAUUGAAAAAAUGUAUUGGAGAAUUUAAAUAUUCGCUUAAAACACAAGAAUAGAUAGCAUAUUCCCAGAGAAUUGUUCGUAAGUCUGCUGCGCGGUGCUGAGCUACACAAAAAUAAUAUAUAUUGCUGAUUUUUUCGCAGCUACUACUACCAAAGUUGUAUACAUACAUACAUAUAAUAUUACGACAGUAUUUUUCAAAAUUAUUUAGUACAUAUUUAAAAAUAUAUUGCUAUUAGAUUUUUAGUAUACAAUUUAUCACUGUAAAAGAAGUGAAAAGUGUAAACGUUAAACACGUUGUGAAAAAAAUAAAAGAAUAGCCUUAAAGCACUGAAAUAAAUCAAUAACGCUAUGUCAACGGAAAGCAAUACCCCGGUGGACCCCAGAGUGCAGGUUGAACUAGAGAAACUGAACACAGCAACAGACAAUAUCAACAAAUAUGAAGUGGAACUCGAUGAGGCAAAAUGUGAUUUCAAGCGCAUAUUGGCCGAGAGUGAGGUGCGCAUCAAACAGGCUGCACACAAAUUGGGUAACUCAAUUGAGGCGGCCAAGCCCUAUUACGAGUCGCGUAUCUAUGCAGCGCAAUUGGCCAAGGAAACACAACAAGCGGCGGUAAAUUACGAAAAAGCUAAAUCGAUACACAGCGCUGCCAAGGAAAUGGUAUAUUUGGCGGAACAGGGUUUGGGUGAAAAGGCAACACUGGAUACCGCCUGCCAAGAAAUGCUCAGUCAUGCCACCACCAGGGUGAAUCAAUCUCAGGUGGAUGUAACGGAUGCACGAAAUACUUUGAAAAUGUGUCAACUGAAGUUGGAAGUGGCCAACAAUCGAGUGGGCAAAUUACAGGGACAACUUAAGCAGGCUAUACGUGCGUCGAGUUUAAGCAUUAGACGAGACUUACUUGAAUUGAAUUCUUUGGUUUAUCAGCACCGUUGCAAUAUUCUGCCCUUCUACGAGGCGCGAGCUAACUACAAUGGCCUCUUAAAAGCACAAAAGCAAAAAAUUAAUGAACUAGAAAGCAAAGUCACCGAAGCCAAGAUGACUUACAAUGAGGCGCUGAAAAACCUCGAGCAGAUCUCUGAAGAUAUACACCGCCAGCGGCAGGAAAAACGUGAGCUGCUCAACGACACGCUCUUGGCAGAGCUACGCGUUGCAAGCAAUGCCGCAGCAGCAGUGCAAAAUUAUCAACACUUUCCGUGCGAUAUUGACGCACCGGACGAGUAUUUGCAAUUGCCCGCGAAACUUAGCACACAGUCCAGUCCAGUGCGACAACGCCGCUUCGACGAGCAUGAGUGCCCACAUUUGCUACAGGACUUUCCUACGCUCAACCUGAGAGAUAAACACCCAGGUGGCAGCAUGCACAAGUCGGCAAGUACGAGCGCUAGCGGCGACGGUCUCUUCGGGCACACCCCCCUACAUGGACCGUACGAGGUGAAGACGAGUGGCAAUAGUAGCGUCGCUGGCGGUGGCAGCGGUAGCGCACACGAUGCCAGCUCAAGCACCGGCGCCGAUGCAGAUGAGCAGGAUGACAUCGAGCAGUGGACUGAGAUACGCUUAUCGCACUCGGAGAGCACAAGUUCUAGUUACUCAAAUCAAUCGCUGCUACACGAUCAGCUAGGUGGCGCUGCAGAAGAUGCACAAUCGCAUCACUCCUCGUCAUCCUCAUCGGACGAGCCGAAGCGCAAAGUCACUUGCACGACGAUCUUCCAUGAAGAUCAGCUCAACAAGAAACAGAGCCUGAGCCAGUGGUUGUCGCGUUCGAACAGCCUGAAAAUGUCUGGACGACGUCAAAGUCUGGAUCUCCUAAUCGAUGCAGGUGACAAGGUGAAAGAUGUAUUUAGUUUCGGUUUCCAGAAGGUGGGGAAAACACUGGAGCGACGUAAUAGCGAAUCGGAGAUGAAUGCAGAGAACGCGGAGAGUGGAGGCAGUGCGGCGGCGGGUGCAACGAGCGUUGCCGGUGGUAAAACAACAUCGGCUGGUGAUUUUUUCCUCUUCUCCAGGUUAUCAGAGCCCAAAGAGCUGCUCUCCGAUGAGCAGGUCGAGAAUUUAUUAUUGAAUCCCAGCCUGGAUGAGAAUGGUGUGAUAAUUGUUGAACAACUUAAAUCGCCGUUACAGCAUUCAAAUCAAUUCGGAAUGGCUACCACACCGACAACCGCUACAACAACAACCACACUGCUAUUCUAAAUGGCGUUAUGAUUCAAAAUAUUUUUGUGCUAUACCUAGUUUACCAUUGAUUCGUAGGUACUUCGAUAAGUAGCGAGAGCUGAGAAAACAUAUCACACUAAUGAGAGAUAGAUGCUUGAAGAGAUUGUGCUAUGUACGAGUACUUAUUUAUACAAAAAAAAAGAGAUUAUUAUGAAGCUUGGAACUGAUUUUCUUAGGUGCAUUUAUAGUACGAGAAGAUUAAAUACAUACAUAUAUAAUAAAAAUUCUGCUUACAUUUUACUAUUAAGUACAUUUAAUUUUUUAACUCAACAUUUGCAAUAGUAGACGAAUUAAAAAUAAUAUUUUGUAUUUCAUGUAUGUCAACUAUAACCUAAUAAAGUUUGAAAACAGGUUUUUUGAAGUAAGAUAUGCAGAAAAGUUGUUGUAAAGAAUCCGCCAUAGCUGAGUUGUUGUUUCCUAAAAGCAUGAAGCGAUUUUAGAGGCGAUUAAUGGAAUCUAAUAGGGAAUUUACAUGAUUCAACUUUCACGGGCGAUUAGUUGAACCAAAAGUUGAACGAAAGUAGGCA